Messenger RNA from Ilex paraguariensis (yerba mate), 250 nucleotides. The record is from the annotation of a GenBank genome assembly. NCBI's taxonomy places the organism in Eukaryota, Viridiplantae, Streptophyta, Magnoliopsida, Aquifoliales, Aquifoliaceae.
AUGGAUACAGAGGUUUCAAGCGUUGAGAAUGUUAUACGUUACAGUUACAAAGAGUUGCGAAUUGCCACCAAUGACUUUAGUAUAUCUAAUAAAAUUGGGGAAGGAGGUUUUGGUUCUGUCUACAAGGUGCUUUCUGCCGAGUCAAAGCAGGGUUUGCGGGAGUUCUUGACAGAGAUAAUGGUGAUUUCAGAUGUAGAGCAUGAGAACCUGUUAAGCUGUAUGGUUGUUGUGCCGAAGAAAACCAUAGAAU